UGGAGUUUGGUGUGGAUAAUACGAAGAAAGUCCAGAAUUGGGGGGUAGUAAUAGCAAUAUCUCGCCAUCUAUGAGAGACACUGGAGAGUCGCACCACAGAUGAUAUCCAUUUGUCGGAUGGGUUCAUGUAGAAGGCUGAUUCAUGCCGGAUCAAGAUGAAAAUGUCGAUAAUAAGUUCAUUGGGAAGAAUAUCGAACGGGUUAGAAGUGGACUGCUGCAGUUGCUUCAGAUUCAGCACAAAAAUUUAUCCAAAGACAGGACGCACCUGCGAUGUCAUUUUGGAACACCCUAGAUAGAGUUCAGUCACUGUUCGGAACAAAGGCACGACCACGUGCAUUACGCGUUGAUGAGAAAUCAAAUAGAAGUCUUGACACGGCUUUUCCUUCUCACCACCGUCCAAUAAUGUCGCAAGACCCGCAAGACCCUCAGAUUCCGGAAAACGAAGAAGACUACCAGUUCUCUGGUCCUCUGCUCGUAUCGAAACUCCAAGAAGCGGGAAUUCACCCUAAUGAUAUCAAAAAGUUAUCGGACGCUGGGCUCAAUACCGUCGAAUCAGUCGCAUUCACCCCAAAGAAGCACCUGGUCACAAUCAAAGGGAUCUCUGAGUUGAAGGCAGAUAAGAUUCUGGCUGAAGCUCAGAAAAUUGUCCCUCUUGGAUUUCAGAGUGCUACCGAAGUUCAUGCCCGUCGUUCGGAGCUGGUACACAUCACUACGGGAUCAAAGCAACUGGAUGCGCUUCUUGGUGGUGGCAUCGAGACUGGGGCAAUUACUGAGUUAUUCGGUGAAUUCCGAACCGGGAAAUCUCAAAUAUGCCACACAUUAGCUGUUACCUGUCAACUUCCGGUCAGUAUGGGGGGUGGUGAGGGGAAAUGCUUGUAUAUCGACACGGAGGGUACAUUCCGUCCCGUCCGUCUUUUAGCUGUCGCAGAACGAUAUGGACUGAACGGUGAAGAGGUGUUGGACAAUGUCGCCUAUGCAAGAGCAUACAACGCCGAUCAUCAGAACGCCUUGUUAACGAAUGCUAGCGCUUUAAUGUCGGAGUCGAGAUUUUGUCUUCUAAUUGUCGAUUCCUGUACUGCCCUGUACCGGACGGACUUCAGCGGUCGUGGCGAACUUGCGUCGCGUCAAACGCAUCUCGGGAAAUUCCUGCGAACGUUGCAGCGCUUAGCGGAUGAGUAUGGUAUCGCAGUGGUCGUCACCAACCAAGUCAUGUCCAGUCCAGACGCUGCUGCAGGACCGUACGCUGGUAACGAGAAAAAGCCCAUUGGAGGAAACAUCAUGGCUCAUGCCUCUACAACUCGGUGAUGCCUCUAAUAUACUCUUCCACCCUGUCUUCUGACUAUGAUAUAGAUUGCAACUCAAAAAAUCUAGGGGUAACACUCGAUCAUGCAAGAUAUACGACUCUCCAUGCCUCCCAGAAAUGGAGACCCACUUCGCAAUCCUGGCGAGUGGUAUUGGUGAUCCCGAAGAGGAGGUUUGAAA
Lentinula edodes (shiitake mushroom) is the source of this 1482-nucleotide messenger RNA. Its product is annotated as Rad51-domain-containing protein. The record is from RefSeq and is a predicted model, not a curated record. The coding region runs from base 271 to 1305 and encodes 344 amino acids. Gene Ontology annotation, cellular component: condensed nuclear chromosome. NCBI's taxonomy places the organism in Eukaryota, Fungi, Basidiomycota, Agaricomycetes, Agaricales, Omphalotaceae. Gene Ontology annotation, molecular function: ATP-dependent DNA damage sensor activity; double-stranded DNA binding; DNA strand exchange activity. Gene Ontology annotation, biological process: chromosome organization involved in meiotic cell cycle; DNA strand invasion; reciprocal meiotic recombination. The transcript has 5 exons.